AUGUCCUCCAGCAUCCUGCCACAGCCGGAGCACAGUGUUUCAAACGGCCCCGGCGGGCAGCACGUUAACAAAGUGAAUACCAAGGCAGAAGUGCGGUUCCACCUGGCGUCAGCAGACUGGAUCCCAGAAGAGACAAGACAAAAAAUGGCAUCGAUGUACAGGAAUAAGAUAAGCCGAGCUGGUGAGCUGAUCGUGAACUCUGAAGAGAGUCGCUACCAAAUGAGGAAUCUGGCAAUUUGUUUGGAAAAAAUCAGAACCAUGGUCACGGAGGCUACGGAGAAGCCCAAGGUGGUGUCCAAGGAGACUACACAGAGACUCAUAGAGAGGGUGGAAAAAAUGAACCGUGAACGACUACGACAGAAAAAGAUACACUCAAAUAUAAAACAGAGCAGGAAGGCAGACUUUGACUGA
Molecule: messenger RNA, 411 nt
Organism: Opisthocomus hoazin
Lineage: Eukaryota; Metazoa; Chordata; Aves; Opisthocomiformes; Opisthocomidae
Source: RefSeq, a predicted model, not a curated record